AUGAAGAAAUGGUUACAAGAAAAAGAAAUUCCAUACGAUGAAAACAUGUUGAAACCCCAGCUUUUUAGCUUGAUUAAAGCACAUAAGGGACAACACAAAACAUACAGCAUUGAUAAAAUUUUAUCAAACCACAACCAUUCAGUGCUUCGCUUACCUCCAUACCAUCCAGACCUCAACCCAAUUGAAAUGGCUUGGGCAGCUAUUAAAGGGUAUGUCAGUAGCAAAAAUGUCAACUGGAACACUGGCAAAGUAAUAGAGCUAGUGAAGGAAAAGGUCGCGGCGAUGGGUGCUCCGGAAUGGGGUAGAUUAUGUCAAAAGUUAAAAGAGAUUGAGGCGGAGUAUGUAAAAAGUGAUCAUGUGGUAGAUUUAGUCACUGAUGAGUUUGUAAUUUUUGCUGACGAUGAUUGCGACACGGAUGAAGAAAGUAGUGAUGAUGAUGAUGUUCACUACUACGUGUACUACCAAACAAUAAAACACUUAGAUAAAAUGGCUUAA
Bombyx mori (domestic silkworm) is the source of this 495-nucleotide messenger RNA. RefSeq lists its product as uncharacterized. The record is from RefSeq and is a predicted model, not a curated record. The coding region runs from base 1 to 495 and encodes 164 amino acids. Gene Ontology annotation, molecular function: nucleic acid binding. Lineage: Eukaryota; Metazoa; Arthropoda; Insecta; Lepidoptera; Bombycidae. The transcript has 2 exons.